Molecule: messenger RNA, 1436 nt
Organism: Schizosaccharomyces cryophilus OY26
Lineage: Eukaryota; Fungi; Ascomycota; Schizosaccharomycetes; Schizosaccharomycetales; Schizosaccharomycetaceae
Exons: 1
Coding region: 179-985 (268 amino acids)
Source: RefSeq, a predicted model, not a curated record
CAACGAGAAAGCUCCCAAUUUUUAGUUUGUUUUCUUUAAUUCAAUUGGCAUUUUUGAAGCAAUUGGUGAAAAUAGAGUCUUUAUAGAAAAAAAAACGGAUCCCAUUUUCUGUCGGAGAACGACUUUUAUAGUUAAUUACGAAGUACCCAUUGUUUUAGUGUUUUUUCAGGAAUUGAAAAUGUCAAUGCAAAUAGUUCGUGAAGACCAGUCAAAUUCGACUAUUCUCCAGCCUUUUGCUAACCCGUUAUGGGCUCCUACUCCCGUGCAGAACGUCGCAAAUAGAAAGCAUCGCACGCUCAAAAUGUGUAUUGUUUUACCUGAUACUGGUUACGAUGUUACUCAAGUCUGCGAUUCUUGGCAUUAUUUUUUGAAACAAGGAUACAUGGUGCAUUUUGCAACUUUGACAGGAAAUGUUGCUCAGGCCGAUCAGAGACUUUUAGGUGGUUUUAAGUCUUGGUUUUUUGGAGCCACUGCUGAAACUUGUAGGCUUUACGAAAGAAUGUCUACCACUACUGAAUUUUUGAAACCUCUUAGCUUGUCCUCUGAAUCUUUCACUUUCAAUACCUAUGACUUAGUUCUUAUUCCAGGUGGCCAGGAUCCGGCAGUUUUGGAAUUUGUUCAAUGUUCUCGCUUGUCUUUCUUACUAUCCGAUUACAUUCCUUUGUGCUCCCGUGCAAGUGGUAACCACGUUUUGGGAACCAUUGCCCAAGGCGCUAUUGCCGUCCAUUGUGCCGCUCCAAAUCUCCAAAUUAAAUCGACAACUACUCCUCUUUAUAUGGAAAGAACAUCUUAUUUGUUGGGCGUUUCCAAUCCAUCUGCUUAUGCUUCUACACUUAUCCCAGCAGACAAGUACAAAGCUGGUCCGACUGCUUCUCAUUGGAUUUAUUCCGAUACAAAGUACUUUUAUGCUUCCGGUCGUUAUUCGGGUGAUGUUUCUCUGCUUUGUAAAGCCCUUCGCAACCUUGUCAGUAGUGCACUUCAUUGAUAGGUAUAAUGCUUGCUUAUCUUGGAUUUCACUUUAAGCACCGUUUUAUCCAAUUAUAUUGUUUCGUACGAUUUGUUGAAUUAGAAUAUUCCUUUCUCAUUUUACUACAUAUUUUCCCCUUCAUUCUGGUUAUUCUGUUUUCCUCUGUUAAUUUGGUCGAUUAUUUCAUUAUUUUAUCUUAGAUUGCUUAUGUACACUCACUAAUUUCCUCUAUGGCUUUCCUUUCCUACAAAUUUGAAUUUACUAGUACUGUCAUAUAGAACAGCUCUGAUUAGUUUAAAAUUAUACGCAUGUUUGUUUCUUUGUCUAUAUGAAAGGUUAACUAAUAAAAACUUUUAUUUUUCUAAUGCAAUCUUCUUUUUGUUGAUAGCUUGGCAAUACCAACCAAUUUUUUAACUAUAUUAUAUAAAGAGAAAUACCAUUCUGCUCCAUUUAAAAUAUUUUAAUAUCC